AUGUCACGCAAGACGGCCGCCGGCCGCACCCUCGUCCAAAUGGACCCCGACGAGAUCUACUUCACGCACGCGCGCAUCCGGCCAGUCUUCACGGGCUGCAACAAGCGCAUCGAGGAGACGCUCGAGGAGAUCCUCUCAGGCCAGACCAAGAUCGAGGACGUGCCGUACAUCACCGUGAUUGAGAACUUUGAGACGCCCGCUCCGGCACCGGCGGGCGGCUCGUCAAAGGGCAAGAAGGGCCGCCGAGGGGACAGCGACGACGAGGAGGAGGAGCGCGGCGGCAAGCGCAAGGGACGCGGCAAGGCCGCACCAGCAGCAGCGAGCGCACCACCCGCGCCGUACUACUUCUCGCUCAACAACCGCCGGUUAUACCUCUUCAAGACGCUCAAGGCGAUGGGCAAGAUCGAUACGAUCGCCGUGCAGGUCAAGCCGGCGCUCGAGCGCGAGCGGACAAAGUACACGCGCGAGCGGUGUGUCCUGCGGGCCAAGAUCAUGGGCGCGGGGGAGAAGCGCGUAGGCGAGGGGGAAGGGGAAGAGGAGGACGGCGAGGAGGAGGAGCGGUGA
Molecule: messenger RNA, 564 nt
Organism: Vanrija pseudolonga
Lineage: Eukaryota; Fungi; Basidiomycota; Tremellomycetes; Trichosporonales; Trichosporonaceae
Exons: 1
Coding region: 1-564 (187 amino acids)
Source: RefSeq, a predicted model, not a curated record